AUGCUCAAGUCCAUCCAGAAGCAGUGCACCCUCAAAAAGUUCUCCGGACAGACCAUUGGAGUCGACGCCUAUGGCUGGCUGCAUCGCGGCGUGGUGGGCUGUGCUUUCGCCCUUGCCCUCGACAAGCCGACCACUAUCCACAUUGAUUUCGUGUUGAGCCGGGUUCGCAUGCUGCUUGACUUCGGAGUUACUCCAUAUCUGGUCUUUGACGGGGAUAAUCUGCCCAGCAAAGCAGGAACAAAUGCCGCCAGGCGCAAGAAAAGAGAAGAAAGCAGGGCAUUGGGCUUGGAACUGCACAAGGCUGGGAAAACCACGCAAGCGCAACAAGAACUUCAGAAAGCCAUCGAUGUUACCCCUCUUAUGGCUCGACAAUUGAUCGAGGAAUUGAAGAAGCUCAAUGUCCAGUACAUCGUGGCGCCCUACGAAGCCGAUGCACAGUUGGUCUAUCUAGAACAGAAGGGUAUCAUCAAUGGAAUUCUGGCUGAGGAUUCGGACAUGCUGGUUUUUGGUGCCCAACGGUUAUUGACGAAGCUUAAUCAAUAUGGCGAGUUGGUUGAGAUUGAGCGGUCGGACUUCCCCAUGUGCAGAGACAUCUCGCUUGCGGGCUGGACAGACACGAUGUUCCGACGCAUGGCCAUCCUGAGCGGCUGCGACUACUUGCCAAAUAUUGGCAAAUUGGGGUUGAAGACAGCCCAUGGCCUUGUCCGCAAGUAUACCGACAUUGAGAAGAUCCUUCGGAUGGUGCAGUUGGAAGGGAAGUUGAUUGUACCGAAUGGCUAUUUGGAGCAAUUUCGGCAUGCAGAAUUGACCUUUUUACAUCACCGAGUCUUCUGUCCGAUUGCACAAAAAGUGGUGUACCUGAACGACCUUGGUCCCGGGAUGUUGGAUUCAGACAUGCCGUUUCUGGGGCCUGAUGUGGAAGCUUCCACAGCACUUGGUGUCGCCUGCGGUGAUCUUGAUCCAUUCUCGAAGAAACCCAUUCAGCUGAACAGCAAACCGUUGGUUCGCCCGGCCCUGGGAGAGCGCAGGAGCCAGAGCUAUGCGUCCGUCCCCGACUUGAAGGCGAAGAAGUCCUUAGAGACAUUUUUCAAGCCUCAGCGACAACCUCUCGCUGAACUGGAUCCCAACAGCCUCACCCCUUCUCCCUCGCAACAGCGACUGCUGCAACGCAAUCGGAACGCGUCUUGGGAACCGAGACUGGUUUCUUCUGCUCCUGCUUUGAGGCAAAGCACCACAAUGUCAGUUGCGCCCGCUAGAACAACAGACCGUACGGCUUUCCUGGCUAGAGCUUCUACAAUAUCGACCUUCCAGUCAGCGAAGAGACAACGACUGUGUUCGGACUCAAUGGACCCUUCGCCCACUCGAGAGGUCAAGCAAAGUCCAUUUUUCAGUGCCAAGGGCGAAGAGGCCAGUCCUCUGGCCCAGAAGAUCCGCAAGAGCAAGAGAAAUGCCAAGUCCAAAUUCGACAUCUUUUCAGAUCACUGGGAUGGAGAAAGCCUGCCUGAACCUAAAGUCCAGCAAGCGGCGAGUCCGGCCAAAGACGACACGGUGGCAGACUUGAGGGAGCCGGAAGUGCGAUGUUCAUCUCCGGGGCCUGAAAUACACGAAUCCAUACCACAAUCCUCUCCCGCAGCCGGAUCUCCAAAGCAGCCUUCGCCAUCAGAUAAGCCUGAGGGAGGCGGUACCGUAGCUGUGAGGGAAAUUAGCAAGGACGAUGACCCUGAAGCCUUUGAGGAUUUGCUCGAAUACCACGUUCGAAAGCAGAAUGAGUCGUUGAUGAAGACCUUUGCUUUCCAACCUCGAGAGAGCGGCAACUCCCUCACAAGGUCGCUAUUCCCUGCGGAGUUGAGGCAGCAGACGCCCUCUUUCCGAACAGAGACCCAGCUGGGUAUACCUAGCAAGUCGCCGAGUGCUAGAGACAUUCAGUCAUCUCGUCGGGAAGUGGGUCUACAACAGACCUUCGGAUUCCAACCACUCGAGGUGCAGCAAUCAGCUUUGAGGUCGCUGAACAAGCAACGCUCCCCCGGAGCAUCGUCUUCAACCGUGAUCAAGCGGAGUGAAACAUCUACGACGGAGAGGGAUACACGUGUCUCAACAGCUGUUUGGCGAAAUGCGGGGCGCGGGAGUGAGGACGCGAUAAUACCAAACAGCGAAGACGAAAGGUCGGAGGCCGGCUCACCAGCGCAGCAGCCCAAGUUUGAUCUCAGUUCAUUUGCAUUUGUACGAGCAUAA
Fonsecaea multimorphosa CBS 102226 is the source of this 2232-nucleotide messenger RNA. RefSeq lists its product as uncharacterized. The transcript has a single exon. Gene Ontology annotation, cellular component: nucleus. Lineage: Eukaryota; Fungi; Ascomycota; Eurotiomycetes; Chaetothyriales; Herpotrichiellaceae. The record is from RefSeq and is a predicted model, not a curated record. Gene Ontology annotation, biological process: mismatch repair; DNA recombination; DNA double-strand break processing. Bases 1 to 2232 code for a protein of 743 amino acids. Gene Ontology annotation, molecular function: 5'-flap endonuclease activity; DNA binding; metal ion binding.